Messenger RNA from Anthostomella pinea, 267 nucleotides. The record is from the annotation of a GenBank genome assembly. NCBI's taxonomy places the organism in Eukaryota, Fungi, Ascomycota, Sordariomycetes, Xylariales, Xylariaceae.
AUGUGCAUGUCGGCGAUUUGUAUCUUUGUGACUGAAAACCACAUCGAGUUUCUUGCGGGCAAGCACGACGACACUGUCCUCAAGACAGAGGCCAACACCGCGACCAAUGCAUUUCAUAAGAGCUUGCAGUGCAAUGAGAGGAUUGAGAAGAAUGAAGGCAGCGAUGAGGAUGACACUAGCGAGGACAGCGAGGGGGGCUGUAGUAGCGAAGACUCGGAGGGCAGUGAAGGCGGCGAGGGCAGUGAAGGAGGCAACACCGAUACCUAA